Molecule: messenger RNA, 2097 nt
Organism: Leptopilina heterotoma
Lineage: Eukaryota; Metazoa; Arthropoda; Insecta; Hymenoptera; Figitidae
Product: N-alpha-acetyltransferase 30-like
Exons: 3
Coding region: 341-1129 (262 amino acids)
Biological process (GO): N-terminal peptidyl-methionine acetylation
Cellular component (GO): NatC complex
Molecular function (GO): protein-N-terminal amino-acid acetyltransferase activity
Source: RefSeq, a predicted model, not a curated record
UUUCACUAGAGAUAGAAUCCAAUAUGGUGUCUGUCGUUCAGCGGUUAUCGUUGAACGUCCCUAAAUAUUUUUUGAAUUAAAGUAAUUUUAAACGAAUCAAAAACUAUGGAAAUUCGAUUAAAAGUUAAUUGUUGGUCAUAAUAAGUGCUGUACGAGGCGAGCACUCAAUCAAGUUUCGGGGGGGGAAAAAUAAAAAAAAUUUUUUUUUAGCCUCUGACGGAGGUUUUUCCUCUGUCCCUGAAUUUUUUUCUUUUGGUGUAAAUACUCAUUGGAUUUUAUAAUUUUAUUAAGUGAUUUUUGUUGUUUAUUAUAUUUUGGGGAAAAAUUGUGGGUUAGAAAAAUGGAUGACAUUAAGGGGAACACAAUUGUGGAUUCUAUGGAAGUACCCGUGACAGAGGGAACGAAAGCAAAAUUAAAAGUUGGAAAGAAUAGUGUAAUCACUGACGUUGGCACUCUAAAUAUUAAGUCUCGACUUAAUUUGGAAAAUGACAAGGUCGAAGAGGAAAAACCACAAACAAAUGGCUUGCACCAGAUGAACGGCGUUUGUGAAUCACUCCAAAGUAAUUCUGAUUCCACAACAUCUGAAAUUCAAUCCCAAAAUGUGGAAACUAGUCAUGUAAAUUUAAAUCAACCUGAGAAAAGUGAAGAAACAUCUACAGAAAAUAAGGAUAGUGACAUUGAGUAUGUGAGCUACACUAGUGAAUUGCAAAUGCCCGACAUUAUGAAAUUAAUUCAAAAGGAUCUGAGUGAACCUUACUCUAUUUAUACCUAUAGAUAUUUCAUUCAUAAUUGGCCAAAAUUAUGCUUCUUGGCGAUGCACGGAACCGAGUGCGUGGGUGCCAUCGUGUGCAAGCUGGACAUCCACAGGAAGGUGAUAAAACGCGGUUACAUUGCAAUGUUGGCGGUGGACGUGAAAUUCAGGAAACGUAAGAUUGGCUCGAAUUUGGUGCGACGUGCAAUUGUGGCGAUGGUGGAGGACGACGCCGAUGAGGUGGUUUUAGAGACUGAAAUUACCAAUCGUCCUGCGCUGCGACUGUAUGAAAACCUUGGCUUCGUUAGAGACAAACGGCUUUUUCGGUAUUAUUUGAACGGUGUCGAUGCCUUGCGAUUGAAAUUAUGGCUCAGGUGAAAUUCAACUUUGUGUUUAUGCCAAUAGGAACUUAAAUAAUUUUUGCGAGAUGACUAACAGUGUCCUCUUCACUGGACUUGAUUUCGGUAAAAACGGAAACAAAUAAAAAGUUGAAAUAAAAUAAAGUAAAAUAAAAUAAAAUAAAAUAUAAACGCUUAUGCCAAAGAAGUUAUCUCCAAUUCUGUUCGAUAUUCCGAUAUCGUUUCACAACUCCUGGCUGUGCGUUCGAAUGAAAUGGCAGGGACUAAGUAAUCUGAUCUCGAAAGGAGAUAAGCUCUUUGGCAAUUCUUUCACCAGCUAAGAAUCACACUACUACAAAGAAAAUAAUCGACUGAAUUGUUCGGAACUUGGAUGGGGAACGGAAAUAAAGAGUUUUGCACUUGAUUUCAAAUUUUCAUCUUAUAGGCGAAGAGCUCACUUUACGACUAAAAACAUAAUAGUCAAAAAAUGCAAAAAAGAAAAAAAAUGUACAAAUUGUCUGAGAAACCUUUUUUUUUAUUUAAAACAGUUUUUAUGCGAGCUAAAAUCUCGAGUGGUUAAAUGUUUGUUUUAGUCGUAAGAAUUUAAAUGAACAUUGGAUAAUGAUAUGUGAAUCGUGGGAGGGGGGCUAUCGUUGAUUGGAAGACGAGUGAGCCAUAUUUGUGAAAAAAAAAUUAUCAAAAAUAAAGAAAAUAAAAAAAGAAACAGUUUCACGGUAGGUAAAUAAAUUUCCAAAUUCAUUCACAAAGUGAUAUGUAAGAAUUGUCCGAUAUUUAUAAAAGUAUAUAUAUUUAAUAUAGAAAAUGAUUAAGUAAACUAAUUGUUUGUGGACACUCGAAGCGAAAGCUCGUACGCAUUACUGUCUACCUAAUUAAUUAUACCUACCUUUGUAUAAAAUAAAAAUUAAUAAAAUCGAAACAGAUCAUUAUGUAUCUAUUAACAAAACUGUAAAAAAUGUUGAUAAAAAUGAAUAAAUGUUUUUACACAUA